This is a messenger RNA of Pocillopora meandrina, 2082 nucleotides long. The record is from the annotation of a GenBank genome assembly. Lineage: Eukaryota; Metazoa; Cnidaria; Anthozoa; Scleractinia; Pocilloporidae.
AUGGGUUCCCUUCAGCAAAAUUAUCUGUUCCUCUGUCUAGGAGUUGUUUUAAGCUUGUCGAAUUCAAACAUCUGUGUCGGUGUUCAAGGUCUACCUGAAGAGAAACCACAAUGUUCUUUUCCGGGAUUUUUGCAAUACUCAGGUCCAAAAUUGUCAAACAGAAAAUGGCGCCAGUGGUCACGAGGAAAUGGAUUUCCUUACGACAGAACUGAACCUCUUAAUGGAUCCAGAAAUAACAAAGUGAAAGGAGAGUACACAUGGGUGUUUAGUACAGGGAAAAUUCAGAUAUUGGGAGACUCGCAUUCUUCAAGAACCAGCUCGCUAUUUUACUGUUGGAGAAAGCUUGCCCCUCAUGUUUUCAUUAUCCUCCGCAAUGACUCGGUGGAUGAAACUCGCUCGAACGUAAAGUAUUAUUCUUGCAUAAAAUUCCGGAAAAGAGGGCGAAAUGUGAUCACAUAUGAACAUUCGCCUUGGAGACCCAAUCAAACUCACCUGGCUUGUGAUGAAAGUGAUCUGCUGGUAUACGAAAGUCCUUUGCUUUCAAGUGUUUUAGAGGACGUACCGGAUUGUCCGUCUGUGCUAAGGGGAGGAUUUAAAAUUACUGAGGCCAAUAAUGAGUUAAUAGGAAAACAAUGCUUACCUAACAAAGACGCUGCGAUUAUAGGAACGUUUGAAUCUGACUGUAUGGGUAAAGAAGGCCUGCGGAUCCACUCAACAAGAAGCCAUGAUUGUUUAAUGAACGAGCGUCAUUUGAAUAGCCCUUUCACUUUCAAUCUGGCUUUGUCUUGCUUCAGUGCACCAUGGAGGGAUGGGAAUUUUACAUACUUUAUUGCCAAGAGACGAAAUUUUGCAGCGAGAAGUACAUUUACAUUUCUCAAAUCAGAAUUUUUCUGUGUUAGAUUUCGAAAAGUCGAGAACGAAGAUAACGUUGUGUUGCAGCUAUAUGAUGGGCCGAUUUGCACGAGAAAUACGUCGAAGGGAGUAAAAUCAUUAACCAUGCACUUAAGACGAAAAGUUGAUGUCGGAGAAACGAACAGACCUCUUUCUGAGGUCACUAAAAUGGAGUGUAACUUUCCAAAAAAAAUUCGUGGGAUUUGGAAAGAAAUAUCCGAUCAUAAUGGUUUACGUAACGUUAUCAUAAACGAGACAUCAAUUAAUAUUCCCCCAUAUGGAAACUUCUAUUGUAAACAGAGGUAUAUUUUUCAGCACCAGGCUCCCCACGAAUGCAGUUCACUAGUUACCGGUAAGUGGCCUGGAUCGGGACGGUCAAAAUUCUUUGUCGAUGAUUAUAUACUUGUGUCAAACUUUACCAAUGGCUGUUAUCCCAGAUUAACUCGCUUAGGUGUCACAGAAAUCGCCGGAAGUGAUGUGUUAGUAUACAGGCUUUCUCAAAGUCAGCUGAUAAUCACGGAUGGUGUUAACAAUGAUUCUUUAGUGUAUUAUUACUUAAAUCAUGUACUACGACUGUUUUGCUCAAGCUGGCUUCCCUACAUAAGAGAUCCUUAUCCUGUCUGGGGUCGCAAUAUUGACAAAAUCAUAAUAAGGCGCCAAUCAUCACUGAGAAAAACCCGCUGUUUUCUUCCAUCCCGCGGCAAAGGAGUUUACCAUUUCAAGUCGGCUAACAGUGAUCAAGUCGAAUGCAAUGGAUCUUUGUCACGUGUUGAGUUUGCGUGUAAAAAUACGCUUUCAUUUGAAGUGAAGUAUGAUCCAGACUGUCAGAAGUCUGAUAUUGUUUAUUCUUGUAUCGGAAAGGCUUGGAAAAUGGGCGAUUUUUUCUUAGUUCAAGAAAUCAAAACUAAAAAUAUCAGCUGCAUGUGGUUUGAUGAGUCGAACAAACAUAUGUUUCUUCUAAAUUCACCUCAGUGCUCGGACAAAGACUGGGAACGAGGAAGGGAUCCUCCAAAAGAGGUCAACUUUAAAGAAAUCUUAAAUUUUCAGUAUUUCAGCAAAUGUCCAAUUUAUUCUGAAUCGCGUGACCUUGACUAUCCAAUAGUGAUCAAGUUUCGGAAUAUGUCACGUCAUUUAAACUUAACGUCACGGGUGCUAGUCUUUGCGUGUUUUCUCAUCUAUUUCACAUAUUAA